Messenger RNA from Rattus rattus (black rat), 1819 nucleotides. It is a transcript of the gene Srpx, whose product is annotated as sushi repeat containing protein X-linked. Lineage: Eukaryota; Metazoa; Chordata; Mammalia; Rodentia; Muridae. The record is from RefSeq and is a predicted model, not a curated record.
UCCAGCCCCUUAGAGCUGUGCAGCCUGCCCGCGGGGGAAGCGCCGGCUCGCCAUGGGGAGCCCGGGACUCCGGCCCACGCUGCUGCUGCCUCAAGUACUGUUGCUGUUGCUGGCGCUGCUGCACGUCCCGCCGAGCCAGGGCUUCCCAGGAUCUGGAGAUUCACCACUAGAAGACGAUGGAGUCUGGUCUUCACACUCUCUCUAUAAAGACACUCCGUGGUGCUCUCCCAUCAAGGUGAAAUAUGGGGAUGUGUACUGCAGGGCUCCUCCUGGGGGAUAUUACAAAACAGCCCUGGGGACCAGGUGUGACAUUCGCUGCAGGAAGGGCUACGAGCUUCAUGGCUCUUCCCAGCUCGUCUGCCAGUCAAACAGGCGCUGGUCGGAUAAGGUCAUCUGCAAACAAAAGCGAUGUCCUACUCUCACCAUGCCAGCAAAUGGAGGGUUUAAGUGUGUCGAUGGCGCCUACUUUAACUCUCGGUGUGAGUACUAUUGCUCACCGGGAUAUACAUUGAAAGGGGAACGGACAGUCACAUGUAUGGACAACAAGGCCUGGAGUGGCCGACCAGCCUCCUGUGUAGAUAUGGAACCUCCUAGAAUCAAGUGCCCAAGUGUGAAAGAACGGAUAGCUGAGCCUAAUAAGCUGACAGUCCGGGUGUCCUGGGAAACCCCAGAGGGAAGAGAUACAGCAGAUGGGAUUCUUACUGAGUAAUGUGUCAUUCUGAAAGGUCUUCCUCCAGGCUCGAAUUUUCCAGAAGGAGACCACAAGAUUGAGUACACUGUCUAUGACAGAGCAACAAGGGGAACUUGCAGGAUUCGAGUUAAAAUAAUCAGACGUUGUGGCAAGCUCAAUGCCCCAGAGAAUGGUUAUAUGAAGUGUUCCAGUGAUGGUGACAAUUAUGGAGCCACCUGUGAGUUCUCCUGUAUCGGUGGCUAUGAGCUUCAGGGUAGUCCUGCCCGAGUAUGCCAAUCCAAUCUGGCUUGGUCUGGUACAGAGCCUAGCUGUGCUGUGAUGAAUGUCAAUGUUGGUGUCAGAACCGCAGCUGCACUUCUGGAUCAGUUUAUGAGAAAGCGACUCCUCAUCGUGUCUACACCCACAGCUCGAAACCUCCUCUACAGACUGCAGCUGGGAAUGCUACAGCAAGCACAGUGUGGCCUGGAUCUCCGACAUGUCACUGUGGUGGAGCUGGUCGGAGUCUUCCCAACCCUCAUCGGCAGGAUCAGAGCAAAGAUUAUGCCCCCAGCCCUAGCUCUGCAGCUCAGGUUGUUGCUUCUGAUCCCACUCUACUCCUUCCAGCAUGGUUUAGUGGAUAAACAUGGCAUGGAUAAAGAACGUUAUGUCUCCCUAGUGACACCCAUGGCUCUCUUCAACCUCAUUGACACUUUCCCCCUGAGAAAAGAAGAGAUGAUCCUUCAGGCUGAGAUGGGCCAGUCUUGCAACACCUGAUGUGCUGUUCCAUUUCCUGGUGCUUUCUCACCUCUUAUCAUAUAGUAUAUCAUGUAGUAUACUACAGUGCCCGUGGGAAGGCCUUAAAAAUACCUUUGAUGUACAGAUUUUCAUUUGUAAUUUUUAAAGUCUAUUUUAUUAUGUGCUUCCUUUGCUCUUAAACAUUGGCACAAUGCUUUUUAAACUUUGAAAUGUUAAAAAAAAAAGUAUGAAUAUAUCUAUUCUAACUCUCCCUUUAGUCCAUUGUGGCUGAUGAAAUUAGAAGUGACAGCCACACCCAUGCUUUCAGAAUAUUAUUCAGUGUGAAACACAUUUUCCUUUUCUCUUAUUGUUUAUAUAAGUCUUUUGUUAAUAAAAUAUUUUGAAGCAAACUUA